CUGUGUCCACAGCGAGCAGGGAGCCAGCGAGCGAGCAGAGAGGAAGAACACGGAGCAGUUGAGCAUGGCUCUCCCAACUUUCGCGCGAGAGAGGAGGCGGCAGGGGGCGAAACUUCAGGGCUCUUCUGUCUGAGUCCGCGAUGCUCCUGUGACUGGCCGUCCGGGGAGAGGGGCAGGAAGGAGAAGAAGAGGGAAUGCGAGGCUGCCGUAAUGGGUAGGCAGAAGUGGGACGGCGUGUUAGCAGGCUAGCAGCUGGAACGGUUUGAUUUUACAGCUGGAAGAGCAGAAGCUGAACCCAAAUCCCAGUAUGGAAGACCUGCUGGAAACCCUGCCUCCGCUUCUCUCUCCGUGACCUCCUGCCCCUCCUCUUCCUUUGGAUCACGUACAAAUGGAGACCUUGGAACUGUGGACCUUCAGGCCCCUGCGAAGCUGAGAAAUUGGCUGUCGUCUCUUCUGGACCCGGCGUGGACCACUUUGGAAGGACCAUGGACGCCUUAGGGAACCAGGAGAGCUACAGCAUCCAAGCCACAGCCACCAUCGCUGCAGUCACCACAUUCCUCAUCCUUUUCACCAUCUUUGGCAAUGUUCUGGUGAUCAUUGCUGUGUUGACCAGCCGGUCCCUGAAGGCUCCUCAGAACCUCUUCCUGGUGUCCCUGGCAGCGGCGGAUAUUCUGGUCGCCACCCUCAUCAUUCCCUUCUCCCUGGCCAAUGAGUUGAUGGGCUACUGGUACUUCAGCAGGACCUGGUGCAAAUCUUACCUAGCGCUGGAUGUCCUCUUCUGCACUGCUUCCAUUGUGCACCUCUGCGCCAUCAGUUUGGACCGCUACUGGUCAGUCAGCCAGGCCAUUGAGUACAAUUCCAAGAGGACCCCCCGGCGGAUCAAAUGCACCAUCCUUGUGGUGUGGCUGAUUUCGGCCUUGAUCUCCCUGCCCCCACUGGUCCUCAAUGAGAACCAAAACAACACCAAAGAGGAUACGCCAAAGUGUGAACUCAACAAAGAGCCAUGGUAUAUCCUGUCCUCCAGCACCUGUUCCUUCUUUGCUCCCUGCGUUAUCAUGAUUCUGGUCUAUCUCAGGAUCUAUUUUAUAGCCAAGCGCCGGAACAGACACAGGUCUCGAACUAAGCCGCCCAAGGAGAAGGCAGAAGAAGAGAGACCGCAGAACAUGGUUAGCCCACCUGAUGCUGCUCUUCCCAAACAGGACCAGCCCAAGCUGGGAGAGAAGGUGGAAUCCAAUGGACUUCAGGCCCCUCCCCAGGAAGGUGAGCAAGGAGACUCCUGUUCUCUCUCUACCAAAAAUUUUUCUCUCGUAAGCCACGAUGACAGGGACCCAGAACCAGACUCUGCUGUUAGCCCUUCCCUGUCCUUGCCCGAGAAGAAGCCAUCUUCAGAAUCCAGCCCCGUGGAGUGUAUUCCCCAGAACAGCAUCCAGAGAAGCAACGGACCUCCUCCGAUUUCCCCACCAGCCAUGGACACCUUGGCCACCGCGAGAGGGGAGGUCCUGCUGGUGAGGAAAGUAAAGACGCUCAGUGCCAACCCUUGGAAGAGGAAGACCCACCUCAACCGAGAAAAGAGGUUCACUUUUGUCCUUGCUGUGGUGAUUGGGGUUUUUGUGAUCUGCUGGUUCCCCUUUUUUUUCCUCUACAGCCUGCGCGCCAUCUGCCCCUCGGAGUACUGCCCCAUCCCAGAGAGCACGUUCAAAUUUUUCUUCUGGAUAGGUUACUGCAACAGCUGUUUGAACCCCGUCAUCUACACCAUCUUCAACCAGGACUUCCGCAAAGCGUUCCGGAAAAUCCUCUGCAGACAGUGGACUCAAACUGCUUGGUGAGACCGACUGGAAUCCAACAGGGAGAGACAAGGAGAGAACAUGGUUUGGGUCCAUAGGGGCUCUCUUGACGAAAGGGGGAACUCAGCAACUAUUUAACAAAACCAGAAACCUAUUUAUUUUUUGGCUUUUGUGUUUGCAGACCAGGGAGUGAGGUGAGUGCUGGAUCCAAAGGGGCUUUUUCAGAAAGUUUGUUGUGCCUUGGUUGUGGGGGUGCGUGUGUGUGUGUGUGUGUCCAAAAGAGAUGGCAUGUACUGUAUAUAAACACACACGCACAUCUCUUCUGCCAAUGUGUGUUUUUCACUAAAACGAUGUGCCACUGUCAAAAAUCUUCUGAUUAAUUCUUUGGAGGGAAGAACUUUUCUUCUACUUUCUGGGCUAAAGGAGGGGAUAAUUAACGGUUGCCAACUUGGCUUACAAGCCCUAUAACUCUCCAGUUUUCUAGGGGUUGAAAGGCAAAUGCUGUAUUUAGCAGGUGUUCAUUUCUACGUACCAAGAUUCUGCAAAGGAGUAAGGGGAAAUGUUUGUCCUCCCGUUUUCUUUGCUGUUCAUCUGGCUUAUCCUCAUGUGAUCUCAACUGCUUCAGCCCUCCACAUAUUUUGGAGUUAAAGCUACUGACAUGGAACACAUUUCAAAAUAAAUCUGCGCAGUGUAUCUUUUGGUUUCAGCUCAGGAACCUGGGUUUGAAAAUUCACUUUCAGGGACCAGAAAGAGAGCAGGGUGGCCAACUGCUCGAAAUAAAAUGUGUGGCUUAACAUAGAUAUGUGGUCAUGCAAAACGGAAAUGGUGCUGUUGGACCCUCUCUGCAUAUGAACUCCUGUACAAAAACAGAGCUAAAGCAUAGGACCAAAAGUUGGCCUCCUGGAUGGUCAGUGAAAUAUUUGCUGUUGUGGGGAUUUGAUCGCUGUUGACAAAUCUUCUCCUGUUUUUGUCUAUGAUGGGUUGCCAUCCUUUAAAAAUCAGCCAUGCUCCUGUGCAUUUAAGAGCGUCCUCUCUUUGAAGAAUCUAGCUGAGAAAGAUUUUGCUGUCAGUUCUGUCCCAUCUAAUAAAACUUUCAACGGCUAACAUUUUGCAUGUUCUUAAUAGCACAGAAGCAGGAUGGGGUGCAGGGGGUCAAAAAAGGCAAGAUAGUGGCUUCAAUCAUGCAAUCAUGGACGCCAUCUUGACUUUCUUGACUCCCUCCCUGCAAAACACCCCUGAAGUAGGACUAGUUGUUUUUUAAGCAGCAAUCCUACGUCCUUGCAAUUAUUCCUAAAUCGUAACAAGUAAUUUGUUGUUCUUCAUAAGGUUCAUCUCUUUGAAUGGGGUAAAGAACGUUAAAAUCACUGAAACCUCUAAACCAGCUUUCUCCAAUUCGGCUCUGAGUUAUUAAUGUAGUGUUCCACUGAUUUAUUUCACACGGUUUGUAUGCUGCUGCAAUCACCAGGUGCCUGUGAGCAUCUUAUAAUCCUACCAUUUGAAAACAGGGUUAGAACAACUAAGAAAAUAGAGGUGAUAAGUAGCAAACGUUAAUGUCCACAAAUAUAAGACGAUAAUAGCAGACUGGUUCUAUGUGGGGGUAGGUUGAGUCUCCAUGUGGAUGCUAUUCCGGAGAAGGGGAACAGUGAUCAAAAAGGCCCACUUCUGAGAACCUACUAGAUUACUUUCAUUAAGAGAGAGAACUUGGUGGGACCCCAUUCUUCCAGAUCUAAGUGGGAAACAACUGGUGAACAGGAGUACUGUAGAUAUCUGGAUCCUAAGUCAUAGGCUGAACUUCCAACCAAGAUGGCCAUUAACAGUUGACCCAAUGCAUCUGAAGAAGCCAGGUAGGGAAGGCUGGAUCUAGUAAGGAGGAUUUUGAUUGGCUGAACCCAGCAUGGCUGUCAAACUGUUGGAGAACCCCUAACUGAUCACUGAUAUGAGUUGGUUAACUAAACAGUGAAAGCUGAGUAACCUAUGAAGACAGAAAAUCCAACAGUUUGAGAGAGACCUAGAUUUUCAAUGGAUUUAGAAGAGUGUGACUGAUCGCGAGAUGAUUUCGAUUGCUGGUUCUGCAGACCAGCAUGAGAAAAGUUCAUCCAUCUUGAAUUAAGCCACCCAGAUGAAGAAUGCUGGGUGAAAUGUGGAGUGAAUCUGGGAGGAGAAAAAAAAUGGGUGCCUCGUUCUAUGGCUGAACAGAAAUUUCUGGUCUGAGUAGGUAUUGAGUGGUACCCAGGCCUGGAUUCCAUGUUUACGUCUGGCUUUUAAGCCAUGAUUUUUCAUUGGGUUCUGGCUGGGUUCAAGGAUGCUUCCAUGCAAAAAAAAUGUAUCACCUUCUUUCCAGUUCCACACAAGACGUGGAAGACAAAUCUGAUUCCCCAACUGAUUGCUGACAUCUUUUAACCCAGCCCAAUGCCCUGAUCUAGUUAAAUGGUCCAACCUUUUCAAAAUAAGGACCAGGGCAAAAGAUUUCAAGUUGCACCAUCUUCAAAGAAGCAUUUGCCCAGGACAAUUCCCAGCUGGAAAUGUUUCUUUUGAGGCCUUCCUGGCUAAUGCAUACCGUUCCAAAAAUGAAGAGUGCAUUUUGGUUUAAAAUAAGGGUUACCUAAGCAAAUAGGGGAGCAGCCCUCAGCAUAUGUGAAUUCUCUGUGUACUGACUUUAGACCA
This is a messenger RNA of Python bivittatus (Burmese python), 4448 nucleotides long. It is a transcript of the gene ADRA2B, whose product is annotated as adrenoceptor alpha 2B. The record is from RefSeq and is a predicted model, not a curated record. NCBI's taxonomy places the organism in Eukaryota, Metazoa, Chordata, Lepidosauria, Squamata, Pythonidae. Gene Ontology annotation, biological process: G protein-coupled receptor signaling pathway; regulation of smooth muscle contraction; platelet activation. Gene Ontology annotation, cellular component: plasma membrane. Gene Ontology annotation, molecular function: epinephrine binding; alpha2-adrenergic receptor activity.